Rotaria sp. Silwood2 is the source of this 876-nucleotide messenger RNA. The record is from the annotation of a GenBank genome assembly. NCBI's taxonomy places the organism in Eukaryota, Metazoa, Rotifera, Eurotatoria, Philodinida, Philodinidae.
AUGAAUUCAGCAGUGAAGAAUCGUCGAGUAGAUCGUAUAUCUAUAUUAUUACAAGAAUAUAAUAUUGAAAAAAUUAUUCAUAUUAAAGGUCAAAACAAUGGCUUAGCCGAUUAUUUAUCUCGUCAUUCAAUACAACAUAAUGAAGAAAUUUUUGAUGAGGAUUAUGGUAUCAUCGUACAAAAAAAACCAGGUCGACUUAGUUCGAUUCCAACUCUAGACGAACCAUUUCAAUUAAUAGGUAUUGAUUAUUGUGAUCCGUUCAAACCAACACCUCGUGGUAAUCAAUAUGUAUUAUGUAUUACUGAUUGUUUUACAAGAUGGAUAACUGCAAUAGCUUUACCUGAUUGUUCAGCACAAACCACAGCUCAAGCAUUACUUAAUAAUUAUAUUUGUCAAUAUGGUGUACCAUUAACUAUAUUAUCUGACCAAGGUAAUCAUUUCAAAAAUCAACUUAUGGAAUCUAUGGCAAAAUUAAUUGCUUAUAAUCAUAGUUUUUCAAGUGUUUAUCACUCACACAGUAAUGGGAUGAUUGAAAGUUUUAAUGCAACAUUCGUCUCUCAAAUCGCCAAACUUCAAGAUCGAGAAAAUAACAAUUGGGAUGAAUUCUUAUCACCAGUAACAUUUGCUUACAAUACAGGCGCUCAUGUAACAACUAAUUAUUUACCAUUUCAACUUCAGUUUGGUCGAGAACCACGUAUACCUACUGAUGAACCAUCAUCAUCAUUUAUUUUCAAUAAACCAAAUGAUUAUUAUGUAUUGGCUUGGAACAUAAUUAUUAGUAUGUCAGAUCAACAUCUUCAAUAUCAUUUACAACAACAAUAUCCACCAUUUACAAUACCAACAUCGAAUUAUAAAGUGGUACAUGUGAACAAAUAG